AUGGGGAGCCAGAGAGCGGUGCUGAAAGAGGCCAGAUACCAGAAGAUCCAGCCCAAACCGAGGAAGGAUCGCACCCUGACCGCCCCGCUCUGUCUUGAAGGUGGGAAUGUUUGCCUGGCGGUGCACUUCAUGAAACGACACGUCAACCUGAGAUGCAUUAUCAGGCAGCACUACAGAGAGUUGCGUGUGUUUCCUGAGCGUGUUGUAGUGUGUGCCAGUCCUCCAGAGAAUUCUGCACUUCCCAGUGGAAAUCUGAACCUGGAUGUGAGUGAACCAAGCCAUUCAAAGUAUUUUUCUGGCUCUGGCGAGAUGAUAGAUCCAUUACCCAUCUCCACAGCAACAAAAAGAGCCAUUCUUCAGAAGAUUGCCAGGCAGGCUAAAGUCCAACCCCAACAACGCCAAGAUGAUCAAGCGGACAAAGCUGAGAAGGGGUCUUCUGAAGCAUGUCAUCCUGUCACCAUAUCGUCUAGCAGCUUUCUCACGGGUGAGUCAUUGGAGGAAGGGAAAGCCGUGUUGUCAUCUAAAUUAAGUAACAGUAAAAAGAUCACCGAACCACAUCUUGACACUACCGGUCCGAAGAGACGACCACGGACCCCAAGUAGCUCAGGAGAAGACGCUGACCGCCAAAAGACAAAAAGAUCUCGUCUUGGAGAGCCUGCAGCGUCAAGCGAUUCCAACAAUCCCUCUUCUGACGUUGCCGCUGCAGACUCCGUUUGCAGUCCCCAGCCUGAGAUUUCACAGACUAACCAAAGCGGGCUGGCUGCAAGUUUGAGAGGCCUAUCCGUCAAACCCGUAUCCUCUGGCUUCUCUAUUAGUUCCAGAUCUGUCGCCAGAGAGGGAAGGAAGGGGGGUGAGCCCAGAACAUCCCGAUUACGCCGGCUCAAGAAGUCCUGAGGGGCGCAGCGGCAUAGAACGAGAGAGGAUGUCUGACGCCACCACGAUGGAUGUUACAGUACACACUUCUACUGUAAUACUGUCUGUCAGCGGCGGUUGCACAAGAGUUCACCACACACAGUCUCUGCACAUACAGUACUUCCUUUCUCCCUUUAAAGUAAAAAACACAAAACUGCUCAAACGCUUGAAUUAGAUUACCAAGAAGCUCUCAAAUAUUUGAAUCGACUCCACUAGCAACAACUUAAAAGGAACUCAAGCAAACAGUAACUUCACUCUAAACAAAAACACAAAUGCAGUUUGCGUUUUCGGCGUAAGAUUUGUAUUUCAGACUAGCGGGAGCCGUUGAGCACACUGUGGCUUCAAGCCCAAAUCUCUGGCUCCAUCCGUCUGAAAUCUCCACUCUUCCAGCUUCAGCUGAGCACAUGAUUGAUUUUGCUGUGUUCUCACAUACACCGCGCUCCUUAAGCGAUCAGGGGUUUUCACCGUUGGAGCCGACUGUCGUCUCCCUGCGGUUAUUAUUUGUAAAUGUGUUAUUGCUUUUCGUAACAGCUAAAAGUCUGCUGCGGGAUGACUGACAACGCUAUAGAACGCUGUAGUGGCGCUCGCGUCCGAUAUUUGGCUAAUCACGGGUGCAGUCGACAUUGAUUUAGUGUGUGAUGGCAGGAUGAUUAUAUGUAUGGACAUAAAUUCGUUGAGUCACAUGCUUUAUUUUCCAGCCGUGCUUACAAAUCACUCAAUGUUUAUGUAUUUAGUAUAAAAACGUUAUCAGAAUAUACAAACAUUGUGCAGCAAUAAUCCCAUAACGUGGCAGUCGGAAUGCUUCUGGUUACAACAUAUUUCACUGUAUAUUCUGAUGUUAUGUCAUGAAAUUAGAAUCGUUAAAGAUAGCAAACCAUUUGUUCUUAAUCAAACGUUUGCAUUGAGAUACUUGUGAACUAAAUGUCCAAGGAAUACCUUAAAAACUGAAUGCAAUCUAUUGUA
Molecule: messenger RNA, 1875 nt
Organism: Sinocyclocheilus rhinocerous
Lineage: Eukaryota; Metazoa; Chordata; Actinopteri; Cypriniformes; Cyprinidae
Product: protein SLX4IP-like
Exons: 6
Coding region: 1-894 (297 amino acids)
Source: RefSeq, a predicted model, not a curated record